AUGGGCGCUACAACGGAUUGGAACUUGAACGGAACAGAACUGUUACGAAUUAGAACUCCUAGUUGUUUCUUAGCGUUGCGAGUUCUAAUUCGUAACAGUUCUAUUCCGUUCCAGUUCAAAUCCGUUGUAGCGCCGAAACAAUGGUCUGAAAUUUGCAGUCCGUCUCUCGUUGGACUCCACCGACGGCCACGUGGAUCAUUUGGACGAGGCGCGUGCCCGUCUGGCCACAAUCGAUUUCACGGCGACGUCGCCGGUGGAAACGCCGACGGCCGAACGACGAAUGGACAUUCAGAUGAGCGAAGAGCACGAAAAACUGAUGGACGAGAUGAGAAACGGACGGGUUCCGAUGGGCGCCACUGUUUUCGAGCCGAGUCCAGAGAUUUUGGCUCCGUCGGCUCCAGCACCUCUUCAAGUGAGGUUUCAGGAGCCCGAUGUACCGGCUCAAGCUCCGCCCACUUCUGCAAUUGCUCCACGAGCUCCGGAAGUUCCAGUUCCAGUUGAAGCGCCGCCGCCGCCAGCCCCGCAAACUUCGAAUAUUUCAUCGCUGAUGAAAGAUUUGUUAGGACAGCAAAAUGCUGAAAGCGAUUCGGAUAGCGAUAAUCCGCCAAAGCCCGCUGUUUCACAAAAGUGAGUCUUUUUGUUAAAUUUAGUUUAAUCGAAACAGCUUGCAUUGAGCAUUCGCCCCUAGAAAGACCGUGCUUUUCGUAAUAAUUAGUAGCUGCUUCAAAAUUUCCAGAAAAUCGGCGUACGACGAAAUGAUGAGUCAAAUGCGCGGCACGUUCAGUGUCGACGACGAUGAUGAGCCGAAAUUUACGGCGAAACCCAAGCAAUCGGCAAUGUUUGGGAACGAUGAUGAGGACGAUGAUUUCUUCAAUUUUUCCUAA
Caenorhabditis sp. 36 PRJEB53466 is the source of this 884-nucleotide messenger RNA. The record is from the annotation of a GenBank genome assembly. NCBI's taxonomy places the organism in Eukaryota, Metazoa, Nematoda, Chromadorea, Rhabditida, Rhabditidae.